Malurus melanocephalus (red-backed fairy wren) is the source of this 873-nucleotide messenger RNA. RefSeq names its product pinopsin-like. Gene Ontology annotation, biological process: phototransduction; G protein-coupled receptor signaling pathway. NCBI's taxonomy places the organism in Eukaryota, Metazoa, Chordata, Aves, Passeriformes, Maluridae. Bases 1 to 873 code for a protein of 290 amino acids. Gene Ontology annotation, molecular function: G protein-coupled receptor activity. The transcript has 4 exons. The record is from RefSeq and is a predicted model, not a curated record. Gene Ontology annotation, cellular component: membrane; photoreceptor outer segment.
AUGGAGAGCUCCCCAGAACCCACCACCAACAGCACCCCAGGGCCUUUUGAUGGCCCCCAGUGGCCCCACCAGGCUCCCAGGGCCACCUACGUGGUGGUGGCCGUGCUGAUGGGCCUGGUGGUGGCCUCGGCCUCGCUGCUCAACGGGCUGGUCAUCGUGGUGUCCGUGCGGCACCGGCGGCUGCGCUCGCCGCUCAAUUACAUCCUGGUGAACCUGGCUGCAGCCAACCUGCUGGUGACACUGUGCGGCAGCUCCGUCAGCCUCUCCAACAACAUCCGCGGCUUCUUCGCCUUYGGCCGGCGCCUCUGCGAGCUCGAGGGCUUCAUGGUGUCACUGACAGGCCUGAGGACCUCCUGCGGGCCCAACUGGUACACGGGGGGCAGCACCAACAACAGCUACAUCCUGGCCCUGUUUGUCACCUGCUUUGUGCUGCCCCUCAGCCUGAUCCUGUUCUCCUAUGCCAACCUGCUGCUGACCCUGCGGGCGGCGGCGGCGCAGCAGCGGCAGUCGGACAGCACGCAGCAGGCGGAGCGGGAGGUGACGCGCAUGGUGGUGGCCAUGGUGGUGGCCUUCCUCGCCUGCUGGUUGCCCUAYGCCACCUUCGCCCUGGUGGUGGCCACCAACAAGGAUAUCGUCAUCCAACCCGCCCUGGCCUCCCUGCCCUCCUACUUCUCCAAGACAGCCACGGUUUACAACCCCAUCAUCUACGUCUUCAUGAACAAGCAGUUCCAGAGCUGCCUGCUGGGAAUGCUGUGCUGUGGUCACCACCCCCGAGGGACAGCGAAAUCCUCUCCGGCCACCCCCGGCCCCUGUGGGGCUGCAGACGGGCUGAGGAACAAGGUGACACCGGUGACACCGUCCCACGCCGUGUGA